Xenia sp. Carnegie-2017 is the source of this 405-nucleotide messenger RNA. RefSeq lists its product as uncharacterized. The record is from RefSeq and is a predicted model, not a curated record. The transcript has 5 exons. Bases 1 to 405 code for a protein of 134 amino acids. NCBI's taxonomy places the organism in Eukaryota, Metazoa, Cnidaria, Anthozoa, Malacalcyonacea, Xeniidae.
AUGAGACAAAGCGUUCUUUUUCAAACUGUUAUUUGGAGCGGAAGAUGGCAAAGUGGUGCGGCAGCAACUGCUGGCGAAGAAGUUGAGCAAACAAAUUCGUAUUUGUCAAGUCUUGGCUCGACUACUAAAAAUAUGACGGCCUCCGGACGAGAAGAAUGCAUUACUGAACAUCUUCUGAGUUGGAACAAGCGAAAAAUUUUAAACUUGGCAAAAUCACUUGUUAUUCGAAUGAAAAAGACCGAAAGGAAACUUUCAUCUGCCAGGGACGAUUUUGUAAAGUUAAGAAGCGAACUUAAUGUCCAGGAUUCAGACUUGGACGACUCGAUAAUGCAGUGGAAAGAAGAAGUUCAACAAUUUGCGAGAGAAACAUGGUUUAGUAUUGAACAGUUCUGUACCUAUGGUUGA